Molecule: messenger RNA, 4830 nt
Organism: Bubalus bubalis (water buffalo)
Lineage: Eukaryota; Metazoa; Chordata; Mammalia; Artiodactyla; Bovidae
Gene: KCNQ1
Product: potassium voltage-gated channel subfamily Q member 1
Exons: 12
Coding region: 107-1759 (550 amino acids)
Biological process (GO): potassium ion transport; transmembrane transport
Cellular component (GO): voltage-gated potassium channel complex; membrane
Molecular function (GO): voltage-gated potassium channel activity
Source: RefSeq, a predicted model, not a curated record
CCCCCACGCCCGGCCGGCGGACAGCUGCCCCGGCGGGGCUGGCAGCAGCGGUCCCCCGCACUGCGCCCGGGCGCCCGCCUUCGCCGCAGCUCCUGCCUGUCUGGCCAUGGCCGCGGCCACCUCCCCUCCCAGGGCGGAGAGGAAACGCUGGGGCGGCGGCCGCCUGCCGGGAGCCCGGCGGGGCAGCGCGGGCCUGGCCAAGAAGUGCCCCUUCUCGCUGGAGCUGGCCGAGGGCAGCCCGGCAGGCAGCGCGCUCUACGCGCCCAUCGCCCCGCCUGGCGCCCCGGGCCCCGUGUCCCCCGCCGCGCCCCCCGCCACCGCCGACCUUGGUCCGCGGCCGCGCGUGAGCCUGGACCCGCGCGUCUCCAUCUACAGCGCGCGCCGGCCGCUGCUCGCCCGCACUCACAUCCAGGGCCGCGUCUACAACUUCCUCGAGCGCCCCACCGGCUGGAAGUGCUUCGUCUACCACUUCGCUGUCUUCCUCAUCGUCCUGGUCUGCCUCAUCUUCAGCGUACUGUCCACCAUCGAGCAGUAUGUCGCCCUGGCCACAGGGACCCUCUUCUGGAUGGAGAUCGUCCUGGUCGUGUUCUUCGGGACGGAGUAUGUGGUCCGCCUCUGGUCAGCUGGCUGCCGCAGCAAGUACGUGGGCAUCUGGGGCCGGCUGCGCUUCGCCCGGAAGCCCAUUUCCAUCAUUGACCUCAUCGUGGUGGUGGCCUCCAUGGUGGUCCUCUGCGUGGGCUCCAAAGGGCAGGUGUUUGCCACCUCGGCCAUCAGGGGCAUCCGCUUCCUGCAGAUCCUGCGGAUGUUGCACGUCGACCGCCAGGGGGGCACCUGGAGGCUGCUGGGCUCCGUGGUCUUCAUCCACCGCCAGGAGCUCAUCACCACCCUGUACAUUGGCUUCCUGGGCCUCAUCUUCUCGUCCUACUUCGUGUACCUGGCCGAGAAGGAUGCCGUCAACGAGUCGGGCCAGGUCGAAUUCGGCAGCUAUGCGGACGCCCUGUGGUGGGGAGUGGUCACAGUCACCACCAUCGGCUACGGGGACAAGGUGCCGCAGACGUGGGUGGGGAAGACCAUUGCCUCCUGCUUCUCCGUCUUUGCCAUCUCCUUCUUUGCGCUCCCGGCGGGGAUUCUCGGCUCCGGCUUUGCCCUGAAGGUCCAGCAGAAGCAGAGGCAGAAGCACUUCAACAGGCAGAUCCCGGCGGCAGCCUCGCUCAUCCAGACGGCCUGGCGGUGCUACGCAGCGGAGAACCCAGAUUCCUCCACCUGGAAGAUCUAUGUCCGGAAGCCGUCCCGGAACCACACCCUGCUGUCCCCCAGCCCUAAGCCCAAGAAGUCCGCCAUGGUAAAGAAGAAAAAGUUCAAACUGGAUAAGGACAACGGGGUGAGCCCAGGCGAGAAGGCGCUGGCGGUUCCCCACAUCACCUGCGAUCCCGUGGCGGAGGACCGCAGGCCCGAGCCCUUCUCAGUGGACGGCUACGACAACACUGUGAAAAAGAGUCCCACACUGCUGGAAGUGAGCACGGCCCAUUUCAUGAGAACCAACAGCUUUGCUGAGGACCUGGACCUGGAUGGGGAGGCGCUGCUGACUCCCAUCACCCAUGUGUCACAAGGGAGAGAUCAGGGCCCCCUCCCAGGUCAACACUGUGUCACUUCCCCGGAAAACCCAGGACCCAGCCAGUUCCCAAGCAGCGUGGCUUCAGAAGUGAAUACAGCGUGCACCACCCCCCCCAGAGCAGUGUUUCAGCAGCAUAAAGCCUGAAUGUAAAAUGAGGUCUAAGCUGUAGUUUAAAAAAGAGUUUAAAAUGUGAAUAUGGGUUGGAAAAUAUUUAGACUAACUCAGAUAUUAGGCGACUCAACAGAAAAUGUACUAAGCACUGUCACUGUCACACGAAUCAAAAUCAAAGAUUACCUGAAAAUGGAAGAAAAGUUACAUAAAAACUUGAGCCUUUAAUGAGACACAGCAGUCAGAACAUGUACGGCGUCCACUCCUCUAAAAAUCACUCCUCGCAAACUUCCAUGACGACAAAACCUAUGUAGCAUUUCAUUUCCUAGGAGAGCCCUGUCGGUCUGCAGACGGGUGGAGGGCACCCCUUCCCAUCAGAGGGGGGCGGGGGCGCUCCCUGCUCUCACCCGGGCUCUGCCUCUCCCUGUCAAAAACCUCUUUGUGCAGGAGCAGCCCUGCUCCUCGGAGGGACAUGAACCAGAGCCCACAGCACUGCGCCACCGCGCUCCACAGCCCACCAGCCCGGCCCCGCAGCGGGGGCUGCUCGGUCACAGCCUGGCAGAACUUCUGCAGGAACUGCAGCAUGCCCUUCUUGCCCUAUUAAGAUGUUGCUCUUAAAAAGUAAUAAUAACGUAGCUUUACACAUGCUAGGGAAAACAGAUGCAGUAUACAAAGGGAAAAUGGCAAAAAAUCAGGUUAUCCCCACCCCAACCCUGACUUCCUAAGUUUCCUUCCCUAAAGGUUACUGCUGUCCAAGCUCCCCAUUGUAUUUUUCAGUGUGUUAUCUGGGCAAACGUACUCAUAAUAUACCUCCUUUUCACACAAGUGGUAGCAUAUAUUAUUUAGCUGCAGUCUGCCUUUCUGACUUCAUACAGGCAUGCCAGACUUCUUUUUGAGCUGCCCAGACAAGCUUGGUUUAUCACGGGGCAGUGCUCCUGAGGGGCACCUUUAUCCUGCAGCAUUGUUUGGGUACACACAAGAACAGGUGACAGCUGGAGCACUGCUUUCUCGUGAGUGAGCUUCUAGGAUCCUUGAGAGAACGUGGUCUCUGCUCUUAGUCCACUGGACUGGGCUUUCCCCAAAUGGGACUGUGCUCCUGGCAGCACUAGUCUUUGUGGCAUCGGUUCUGUUGCUGGUGAACACGGGGACCCAGCCACCUGAAAAAGGCAUGUAGGUGGCGGGGUGGGAGGCCUGUGAGGAGGCUGAAGAACAUCAUGUUGAGUGUUAACCAGUGAGCCUUCCAUCAAAGAAUACACAGAUGGGCUACUCAGUAAAGCCUGAUGAAGGCCCUGAGCAUUUUCAAGGGCAACACUGCCUUGACUGCAGCUGGCAGGAGGUGGCCAACAGUUCCUUGCUUGAUGGUCUGGGCAGGAAGCAACCCCAGGGCAUCUGAAGAGAACGGAGCCCUGGUCAGGGCACUGGGCAGGGGCCCUGUCUCUGUGGACAUCGUGCUGUAAGGAAACCCUCCAGCUUUCAGUAGCGAGCCCUCUCAUUUCUCUGUAAGCACGCAGCCCCAGUGUGCACUGUUCAGAGAGAAGAUGCCUGUGUGUUCUGGAGAGGGAUCUAUAUUAAGACAUCUAGUGCUUCUCCUGUUUAUUAACAGCUGCAGAGCAUUCCAUUGUGCCAUAAUGUAUGGAACAAGUCCCCUAUUGAUGGAUGUAUAGGGCAGCCAAAGACAGCCAUUAACCAUUCAAAUAUUCACUAAUGAACUGCCUGAUUUUGAAAUUAGUCCCUCUGAAACGUCCCUCCCCACUGAACACUGUCGUUUCUCCCUACCCAUCUUAUGCCUGUUCUACCUCUGUUGACUGAGUCACCUAGGCUGUCUCUUAUCAAAUAAGGACAACAUAAAGUAAAUUAUGAAUAAGAACUGUAAACCUUGUCAAGAUAUGAGAUUUCAUGAAGUUAAGGGAAAUGAAACUGAAGAAUCUCUCUUCAGAGAUUAGACAAUUAGGCAGAGUUAAAGCAUUUACCAACUGAAGAGAAAAGCAACACUGAUACCUAGAAAACCAUUUCAAAGGGGUGCAAAAGAAAUAAUAAAAGAUUAAGAGUGGCCCCUUGGUGAAGCCAUGAAGCCCUACCUUCUAUAAAACUGAGCCUCUGUGUGAAAGUGCUCCCAGAGUCCAUUAUGAAGUGAGAGGUGCCCUACUGCGGUGUCAUGCUACAUCUUACGACAUUCCAUCAGAACCUCUCUCAAUGCAUUUUUUCUAAUGAGUUAUCUGCAAUUAUGACAAUGUAUAUAUAGGACAAUAUGAUUUUCAAGACUAUUAUUACUACUCCUCAAGGUAACUUCCCAAUCAAAUCUAUUUUUCAUGAAAUGUUGGUCUCCAUUAUAAGUGCAUUCACUUCAAGAGGCCCACUGUCUCCCAUUUCCAGCAAGGUUAAGAUAUUUGUACAUGUUUUGAUAAGAUACUACCAAAUAAAGGCUCGUGCCCAUUUACACUACUGUGGAUAUUGUGCAAACAUGCCCGUCUUCCCACACCUUCACCAACAACUGCUACUCACUAGUAGUCACAGCUUCCACCUUCAUUACUUUGGUUGAUAAGACAUGGUGUACUGGAGUUUCCACUUAUAUUUCUUUUACUGUAAAUGAGGUGUUUAUCUCUUUAAAUCAGUAAACAUUUGCUUUUUCUUCUCCGUGAACCAUUUCUCCAUACCUUUAUUUUUUUAAUAUCCCUUUUUACUAAUUUAUAGGAAUUCUGCCUUACAUGUUAAAAACAUUUUAUCCCAAUUUUCCUUCAUCUUUUAGCUUCUAGAUUUUUCUGCUGGCAGGACUUUUAAAUUUGAGGAUUUUUUUGCUUUUGUUUAUUGUUUUGCAUUUCUUAUAUUUUAUUAAAAGUUGAGUUUCUUUCUGUGAGUCAGAAGCCAGAUGCAUUUUCUUUUCAUACGCUGUUCAAGUUUUUGGUCCAUUUUCUCCCUAUGGGCUUCAGAAUUUUUAAAUUCUGACAUAGUCAACCUUGGCAGUCUUUUGUGAUGUGAGAUUCUUGUCUUAAAUUUUGAAAAAACUGAGAUUGUUUUAGUAAGUUCUCCUGUGUUUUCUUUUGCCAUCUUGUUUUUCACAUUAAAAAAUUUUAAUUGCUACAUGGUUAAUUACAGUGUUGUGUUAGUUU